AUUGACCCGCUACCCACUGAUGUAAAUAUCGUUUCCAACUCUUUUCAGUUUUUGGAUUGAAGAUUUUCUAUAUUGAAUAACAAACUUGCAAAUAAGAUGAAUAUUCUUCGAAGUGCUAUUUUUGUCCGUUCAUCAGUUCCAUCGGUUCGAUUUUUUACGACUUCGUCUGUACGGCUAUCAAGCGGCGAGAUCCCGAAAAAUGUCAUUGAUAAUCUGUCCACUGCCCAGCACCAACAAGGAAAUGGAGUUAUUUAUGAUAAGAAACCUUUCAGAAUAGAAUUGGUCGAAGGUAAACGCUAUUCAUGGUGCCUCUGUGGAAGGUCUAAAUCGCAGCCUCUAUGUGAUGGAACCCAUAAACUUGAACAAUAUAAAAUUACCCUAAGACCGGUGAGGUUCCAAGUAGAGAAAACAGGCACUUACUGGUUAUGUAACUGUAAACAUACUAAAAAUCGACCUUUUUGUGAUGGCACUCAUAAAAUCGAGGAUAUUCAAAAGACUGCUGGAAAGAAUUGAAUUUCAUUUGUUUUAUAUGUUGAAAUUUGUGUUAGUUGCAUUUUUGAUUAAUAAAUCGCAAUAGUUCUAUA
Molecule: messenger RNA, 584 nt
Organism: Armigeres subalbatus
Lineage: Eukaryota; Metazoa; Arthropoda; Insecta; Diptera; Culicidae
Product: CDGSH iron-sulfur domain-containing protein 3, mitochondrial
Exons: 4
Coding region: 97-513 (138 amino acids)
Cellular component (GO): mitochondrion
Molecular function (GO): 2 iron, 2 sulfur cluster binding
Source: RefSeq, a predicted model, not a curated record